Messenger RNA from Penicillium verhagenii, 2184 nucleotides. It is a transcript of the gene mvp1, whose product is annotated as sorting nexin Mvp1. The transcript has 5 exons. The coding region runs from base 1 to 2184 and encodes 727 amino acids. NCBI's taxonomy places the organism in Eukaryota, Fungi, Ascomycota, Eurotiomycetes, Eurotiales, Aspergillaceae. The record is from RefSeq and is a predicted model, not a curated record. Gene Ontology annotation, biological process: protein targeting to vacuole; retrograde transport, endosome to Golgi. Gene Ontology annotation, molecular function: phosphatidylinositol-3-phosphate binding. Gene Ontology annotation, cellular component: endosome.
AUGUCCCUAUUCGGUACAUCCCCGGAGGAGCCUUCAGCGGCUGCCUCCGCCCAGAGGUCCAAGUCGUCGCUUUUCGCGGACGAUUCAGCCCGCGGAUCUCCGUCGCUCUUCGCGGAUGACGACGGAGAUGAUAGCUCCUCGCCAUGGAACCAGAGCAACACCGUGAAGCGGACAGCUCGUCGAGACCUUGUUCGAACCUUGCUACCUGCGACCGAUGUUCCUGAGAGCUACGUUGACGCAUACGACCUGAUACUGAAUAGUGGGGAUAGGGUUGGCUCCGUUGUCGGGUUGACCUCUGUUCGCGAGAUCCUGUCCAGCAGUGGGUUGAGUGCAACGGAUCAAGGCAGAAUUCUGAAUCUCGUUGUAUCUGCGGAUCACGAGAGUUCGGGCGGGCUUGGUCGUGCUGAAUUCAAUGUGUUGCUUGCGCUUGUCGGCCUUGGGCAGGAAGGCGAAGAUUUAUCAUUUGAUACGGUCGAUGACCAUCGCAAGAAACUCCCUCAGCCGAGAAGUGGCUUCCUGGACCGACUUCGAAACCCCGACUCCUCGACUAGCGCUGAACCCGAACGACCGCGCACUCCUCCCCUUCAACCAAUCCCUCUACAAGAACCCAAUUCGGCACGAGCCCGUCAGGCUAGACGAGAAUCAUUGGGUGGAUUGGAUUCCGAUCCAUGGGGGAGCCCAGACCUUCACCGGGGUCACGAUCACGCGGCAGCCCCAGUGACCGUCACCCAGCAGGCUUAUAAUGGGUUUGGAAGCAUGCGCUCUACCACCACCAACGCAUGGACGAGUAAAGCUGUCGAUAAUAUAAGCCAGGGCGAGGUUAUCAAGGAGCAUACCAAUGGGCGCACCGAGCCAGUACCCCCGAGUAGCUCUGGAUCUGGAUGGGGUGGCAACAUUGGUCGACCGGAUGAGGAGGCACCCUUUAAUCCCGCCCCUCGCCCAGCUUUGGGUGGAUUUGGACCACCAGGAGAAGAUCCUAGCGAUAUCACGCCUCGGCGCCGGCCGACCGGUGUAUCUCGAAGCACGAACCCCCAGAUUGAGGAGUCAGUCACCAUCAACCUUUUGCCAGAAAAGGAGGGUAUGUUUAUGUUCCAACAUCGUAAUUAUGAGGUCAAGUCUGCACGAAGAGGUAGCACGGUCGUUCGUCGAUACAGUGACUUUGUUUGGCUUUUGGAUUGUCUUCAGAAACGAUUCCCUUUCCGGCAAUUGCCUCUUCUUCCGCCGAAGCGAGUUUCAGUGAAUGGUACUCACCUUUCAGCGGAUUCCAACACCUUCCUGGAGAAGCGACGCCGUGGACUUAUCAGAUUUACCAAUUCCCUUGUUCGCCAUCCUGUGCUUGGGCAGGAACAGCUAGUGGUGAUGUUUUUAACCGUGCCUACCGAACUUUCCGUCUGGCGCAAGCAAGCCACCAUUUCGGUCCAAGAUGAAUUUGCUGACCGCGUUCUUGCACCCGACCUCGAGGAUUCACUGCCUUCCGAUCUCACCGAUACGCUCGACACUGUCCGCAGCGGAGUUCAACGAUCGGCGGAAAUUUAUAUUAAUUUGUGUACUCUGCUCGAACGACUUGCAAAGCGUAAUGACGGAUUGGCUGCUGAUCAUCUGCGAUUCUCUUUGGCUUUGCAAUCCUUGACCGAGGUGACCAAGGACACCUACUCGGUCGAUACGAAUGAUGUUCCGUCGCUCAACGUGGGUAUCACGGCGACCGCGCGGCACCUGUCUACCAGUCAAAGCUUGCUGGAGGACGAGGCACGUGCAUGGAGUGAAGGCGUGUUGGAAGAUCUGAAACGACAACGGGACGGCUUGGUGAGCGUUCGUGACAUGUUUGACCGACGGGACCGAUAUGCACGCAACAACAUCCCGCAGCUGGAGCGGCGAAUUGAAACCAAUGAGCGUAAACUGCAAGACCUUCGGGCACGACCGUCAGGCACCGUGAAACCCGGUGAGACCGAGAAGGUGGAGGAUUCUAUUUUCAAGGAUAAGGAAAGCAUCGUGCAGCAGCAUGCGCGCGGAGUGUUCAUCAAGGAGUGUCUUCGAGAUGAGCUUCUUCAUUUCCAGCAAAGCCAGUAUCAUAUCAGUCGCCUGCACCAGGACUGGAGUCAGGAGCGGGUCAAGUAUGCCGAGCUGCAGGCAGACAAUUGGCGACGACUCAGUGACGAAGUGGAAGGAAUGCCGACGGGCGAGUAA